AUGGCCAACCUCCUCAGCCGGAUCUAUCCGCGCGGCACCCUCCUCCGCGGACUCAUCCCCUCGCGCCGGCACCUGACUGUCUUCCAUCGGCUGGCCGGGAGCGCCAUCGUACUCCUCGGGCUUGUCCACGGCGUGGCGCACCUGGUGAGCGCAACGCGCGUGGGCGCAGCGACGGCGGCAGAGCGUGAGUCGGCGUUCCCGGCAAGGUCGCGAUUGGCGACGUAUCGGACAGCUGACUCGGCCAUUGAGGUGAUUCUGGCCACGUGGCUUGGCUUCUCGGGCCUUCUCCUCCUCAUGCUCUUCUCCACAGUGGCGCUCUUCUCUAUCCCGCUCGUCCGCAAGGUUUGGUUUGAGCUCUUCUACGGCGUUCAUCACCUGGUCUUCCUCGCUACGGCCAUCGCCGCUGUACACCCGACAACGUCCCGGACGGCCUGGUUUGCGGGCCUUGGCCUCGGCGCAUACAUUGUCCACCGGAUGAUCUCAGUCGCGUCCUCGCUUAAGGCGCACGCCAUCACUGGCGCGGCGCUUACUGCUGGCCGGGUGGCUGCCAUCAAGUUCCGCGCCACGCCCGCCAUGCACAAGCACCUCGCACCGGGCACAUUUGUCUGGAUCAACCUGCCGUGGCUGGCGCGGCGCGAGUGGCAUCCGUUCUCCAUCGCGUCGUCGCCGCUGGCGGACGACAUCACGCUGUACGUUAAGGCCGUCGGCGGCGCAUCAUCGUGGACGUGCAGAGUAGUGGAGGCGGUGGCUGAGGAUGCAAACCGUGUGAUUGGGCGUUCGAUCCGGGUUGCCGGGCCGUUCCGAACUGACUCGCGCAACGUGGCCGCGUUUUCACACGCAAUCCUCAUCGCGUCGGGCAUCGGGGUGACGCCGUACGCGUCGAUUGUCUCAGACCUCAUCCACAGGGCUCAGCGUGGAGAGCUAGCGCGCGAGCAGACGAUCUCGUUCUGGUGGGUGACCCGCUCGCUUGACGACUAUGAGUGGCUGCUUGAGCUGCUUGCUGAGCUGGCGAGCCAGGCCAAUGCCGCGCUUUCGCCGUCGCCACAUCGGCUCGUCACCGACAUCCGGAUCUUUGUCUCAGGCGCGUCGCCGCCGUCGUCAGACGAUAUUCCGACGAGCCUCGCGGCGCACGCGGUCAUUGCCGCCGGGCGUCCUCAGUUUCCCUACAUGCUCGGCUACGCUGCAGCACAUCACACGGCCACCACGCCGCUGGGCGUGUUCUACUGCGGCAUCGCGUCGCUCGCGGACGAUGUCCGGGCGGCGGUGCGGGCGCUGCCGCACACCGAGUACCACGAGGAGAGCUUUGCGCCCCAUUGUGACGUGGUCCUCGACGUCGGCGAGCUCGGCCUCGAGCUUGUCCACGCGAGUGAUGUCGCCGCUGCGGUCGCACUCCCACCGUUUGGCCUCCGCCUCGGCAGCAUUGCACUCAUCAUGGUAGUCUCUUGGCUUGGCUUUCUCGCUCCGCUUGUCGCAAGCCGCUUCGGCCACGGUCCUGGAUCUCUGCUCCUCAAGUGUGGCGCUCUCUUUGGUGGAGGCGUCCUCCUCGCGACGGGAUUUGUGCACAUGCUCUUCCCCGCCCUCGUGGCGCUCACCAACCCCUGCCUCACCACGUUUUUUACCGACGACUUCCCCCCCUUAGCUAUGGCCGUCACGAUAGCCACCAUUCUCGGCGUGCACCUCCUCCACACUGUCAUCAGCCGCCACAUCCACUCGGUCCACCACGCGAUCCCUAACAAUUUCGUGCACUGUCACGAGUCGAGUUCUAUCGUCUCGUCCCGCUCCUCAUCCUCAGCAUCCUCCUCCGAUCCUGCGCGCUCGCAGAUCUCGCACUCGCACAGUGGAGACGCGAGUGCGAGUAAGGCGAGAUCUGACAUGGGGUCUGACUCUUCGCAGUUUGUGCAUCAGGAUUCGCAUGAGGACGUCCUCGCGCUCCUCCUCAUUGAUCAGCAGGUGAGCACGAUUCUGCUCGAGUGCGGCGUUGCGCUGCACUCCCUCGUCAUCGGGUUUGUCGUCGGGAGUGCGCGUGAGGAGUUUAUCACCCUCCUCAUCGCGCUCUCGGUCCACCAGUUUUCUGAAGGAAUGGCCCUCUCGUCGACAAUACUGAGCACGGCGUGGCGCCCACGCUUCAUUGUUCUGUUCGCCGUCCUCUUCAGCGUUACGACUCCGAUUGGCCUCACGCUUGGCAUCAUCUUUGCCUCGCGCUUUGACGCAAACGACCCCUCGUACCUCCUUUCUAUCGGCAUCCUCGACGCCGUCGCCGCCGGCAUCCUCAUUUACGACGCUCUCGUCAACAUCCUCGUCCCCGGAUUCAACGACAGGCUUGCACACGAGGCCUCCCCAAGCAGGCUUCUCCUUUUCACCGCGUCCGUCUGGACCGGAGCCGCCCUCCUUACCGUCAUCGGCGCAUGGAUUUGA
Molecule: messenger RNA, 2415 nt
Organism: Thecamonas trahens ATCC 50062
Lineage: Eukaryota; Apusomonadida; Apusomonadidae
Exons: 3
Coding region: 1-2415 (804 amino acids)
Biological process (GO): transmembrane transport; metal ion transport
Cellular component (GO): plasma membrane
Molecular function (GO): oxidoreductase activity; metal ion transmembrane transporter activity
Source: RefSeq, a predicted model, not a curated record